Patiria miniata (bat star) is the source of this 3556-nucleotide messenger RNA. RefSeq names its product cytoplasmic tyrosine-protein kinase BMX-like. The coding region runs from base 891 to 3038 and encodes 715 amino acids. Gene Ontology annotation, biological process: peptidyl-tyrosine autophosphorylation; intracellular signal transduction. The transcript has 18 exons. Lineage: Eukaryota; Metazoa; Echinodermata; Asteroidea; Valvatida; Asterinidae. The record is from RefSeq and is a predicted model, not a curated record. Gene Ontology annotation, molecular function: protein binding; non-membrane spanning protein tyrosine kinase activity; ATP binding.
UUUUCUGGCGAAACAAUGAGCAAGAAAGGUUGAAGUAGAAGCGAAGAAAGCCGACAUUUAUCGAUACUGUGGAAUUUUGUACGCGUUUUCAUUGUGCCGUGAAGAAGUUCAGAGACCAGCCUUCGCAACAUUCUUGCAAUGAGAUAUACGCGCGCGUGGAGACUGGCAUAAUUUCCUGGUAAAACUACUUGUUAUUUCCUCGAAAUAAUGGGCACUCAGAAGCGGUAUCAGUCGCCAACAGUUCAAGAAAGUAUUUGCACGUCGUUUGGCAAAAGGAAAUAAUAAUCUCGACACUGGAAGGGGAGUUCCUAGAAUCUCGGAGCAGUCACCUUGCUGAACCUUGACCACUAUUGCUCAGUUGGAUGGCAUUUCAUAAUGAAUUACACAAUCACACGGACUUCAGUUGUCACUGUCUAGCCUCGGGGGAAUAUGCGUGUACAAUCUGUUGGAGAACUGUUCCUGGUUGAACAACAGUACCCGGUUCCUGCAUGUGUGUUAAUUCACAGUCACUGAUUUUGCACAAAUGUGUUCGGUCCGCAUAAUCUAUAAACAGCACGGCUAUUGUUCGACUCAAAAGAUGACAUCAUUGCACAUGGAUAAUGGACAAUGGACACGUAUGUGAUUACCGAACACAGUACACUGUAAAACUCAAAAGGUGUUUUGAGGUCACUAAAUUCAGGUUUCACGUUGAUUCUUGCAUGUAAACAUGCAUGCAUGUGUUGCCGUAUAGUUGCACUGAAGUACAUAGAUGCACACAUGCAGUUUACAUAGUUUUGCAUAUUGCUUUGAAUGCACCUGUAGGCAUGUGUAGUUGAGUCUUUCAGCACAUACUCAAGAAACAGUCAAUUUGAAAACAAAAACGAACAACCAAGGACAUUACUGGGAAAAACAUGGCCGACGAGAUCAAAGAGGUAUGUCGCGUAGGAAUGAUGCUGAAACGAUCGCAGAACAAGCGGAAACUGGCUCCUGUGAACUUCAGGAAUAGACUAUUCGUUCUGACGAGGGAUUGCAUUGCCUACUACGAGGGAACUUCUGAGAAACAAGGCAAAGAGAAGGGUCGGAUAAACUUCAGUGACAUCAAAGUUGUGGAGGAAGUGGAUGAUACUGCCUUAGAGAAACCCUAUGGUAUUCAGAUUUCUUAUGAAGACUACACAUUAUACUUCUUUGCUAGCUCACAACAAGAACAGAAAGAAUGGUUAAGUGAUUUACAAAUAGCUUGCAAAAACAACAUCACGUUGCAGAACCGGUUCCACUCUGGCAUCCACAACACCAAGACAUGGACUUGCUGCGAGCAGAAGCACGUCGGGGCACCAGGCUGUAAGGAUUCAUUCAAGCACAGAGUGGCACAGCUCCCACCGACCCCCACGCCGAGAAUAGCACCCAGCACCAGCAGUCUUCCCCCCUCCACCCAUAGGCAACAGGGUCCCUACAAUGGCCAGGUCGCCCAUAAGCCGCGAGGGUACACAACCCCAGCCAGUCACAACCACCACCUUGCCAACCCUGCCACCUCCGUCUCAGCGCGGUCACUGUCACCGUCACGGUCAACGCCUUACCGACAGACACCGUCAAAAUCACCCACUUACCCACAGCCACCGUCACCGUCACAGUCACCGACUUACCGACAGGAGCAGAAUCGGUUAAACAUCCCGCUUCCCAAACCGCCUCCGGAAAUUCCCAAGAAAGAGGACUUGAUAGUCAUUGCCAAGUUUGACUAUGAGCCCAUGGAGGACGUUGACAUUUCACUGGUCCGAGGUGAAGAGUACUCCGUCAUUGAUAACUCCAGAGAAUACUGGUGGAAAGCCAGGAAUAAACGCGGACAAGUAGGCUACAUACCCAGCAACUAUGUCGAAGAGAAGAGCAAAUUUGCAUCUGGCUUAGAAAAAUAUGAGUGGUUCACGGGUAAGUGGAAUCGCCAGCGCACCGAACAGGAGCUGAAGGGAGAAGGCAAGGACGGAUGCUUCAUGGUCAGAAACUCCAGCACCAAGGGGCUCUACACACUCUCUGUCCUCACCAAAGCUAUAAUGCACGGUCAGGAUGACAAUGUCAGCCACUAUCACAUCAAACCCACCGCGGGCAACCAGUACUACGUCUCUGAUAAGCACUGCUUCAACUCAAUACCGGAACUCAUCGAGUACCACCGACUUAACAGCGGAGGUUUGAUAACAAGACUUAGGAAUCCACCAGGCCACAUUCCCCCGACCACAGCGGGUCUGGGCUCAGGCACCCUAGAAAUUACCUGGAAGGAGUUGAGCAUUCUACACGAGCUGGGCAGCGGUCAGUUUGGGGUGGUCAAGCUGGCCAAGAUCAAGAAGAACAACCACUUUGUGGCCGUCAAGAUCAUGCGAGAGAACGCCAUGUCCGAGGACGACUUCAUCGACGAGGCCAAAGUCAUGACGCAACUCCAGCAUGAGAAUUUGGUGCAGCUGUAUGGUGUGUGCAAGAACCCUAUCUGUAUUAUAACAGAGUUUAUGUCUAAAGGCUGUCUUCUGUCGUACAUACGGAGGCACCAGGAGCUACUGGACAAACCCAACGUCCUCUGUUUCAUGGCCAUACAAAUAUGCUCAGCUCUAGCCUAUCUAGAACAGAAGAAAUUCAUUCACAGAGAUCUGGCAGCACGGAAUUGCUUGGUAGGAGAAAGAAAUCUAGUAAAAGUAGCAGACUUUGGACUUACAAGGUAUGUUCUGGAUGAUGAGUACACCAGCACUGGCACCAAGUUUCCUAUCAAAUGGGCACCACCGGAAGUCCUGCACUUCACCAAGUUCAGUAGCAAGUCGGACGUGUGGGCUUUCGGAAUCUUGCUAUGGGAGAUCUUCUCAGGAGGGAAGCUACCCUACCCUACCAUGAACAACGUACAGGUCGUGGACCAGGUGACGCGCCACCAUUACCGCAUGGAUAUCCCGGAGAAGUGCCCUCGGCCAAUGUACAACAUCAUGUACCGCUGCUGGCAUGAGAAACCAGAGAAGAGACCAUCCUUUGCCGACUUGAAGCAGAUGUUGGUGCAACUUCAAGACCAGGACUCCACCGAUUUCAUACAAUGAGCCAAACCGUGCUACCGAGACAAGCUGGGUGCUUUGCAUAAGGAUGAUCUAACUGGACAACUCCUACCCUCCUGGCUUGAUCCUGACGUCUGACUUGAGGGUCGUUGUACACAAUUUUGGAAACCAGUCCUAAUCCGUGUUUUCUGUGAGCCGUUAGUGACGAACCUCUGAUUUAUUUAUAGACAACCGUUUGUGGAUGCUUAACAUCGUUGGUUUCGGUAUUGUUUUUUUUAAUAGAAUCGGCAAGUUUUUUCAUCGUAAUUGAUUAAAUUCUGGUUAAUCAUGUAGACGAAAAUUGCAAAAGGCGGUAAUAAUAGACACUCGUGAAGUAAAACGGUGCUGACAGCAAAUCAGUAGAAAGAUCCAAAUUUGGUUGACAAAUGAGUGCAAAGGCCAGGUGGUGUUGAUACAGAGCAUGCAUGGUUCCAUCCUGCAUUCCAAACCCAACAGAUCUUAACUGCACAGCUAUGAGAUCUGGGCCCAAUUUCACGGCGCUGUUAAGCACAAAAAUUUGCUUA